Messenger RNA from Phlebotomus argentipes, 912 nucleotides. RefSeq names its product prostasin-like. The transcript is spliced from 4 exons. The record is from RefSeq and is a predicted model, not a curated record. Gene Ontology annotation, biological process: proteolysis. Lineage: Eukaryota; Metazoa; Arthropoda; Insecta; Diptera; Psychodidae. The coding region runs from base 1 to 912 and encodes 303 amino acids. Gene Ontology annotation, molecular function: serine-type endopeptidase activity.
AUGGACCAUGACAUGAGCCAUCAAACAGGAACACUCAUAAAUGAUCGAUACAUUCUUUCCAGUGCCACACAACUCUUUGGCUACUUCCCAUACAUGUACAAAGUGGCCCUUGGGUACCACUUGAUGUGUCAGAAUGAAUUCACCUCAACCAUCUACAGUGUGCAGGAAAUAAUUAUUCAUCCCAGUUUCUACCACGGCACCAGCAUGAACAAUAUAGCCCUCCUCAAGAUCUCCGUUCCUGUCCCGUUCACGCGUUACAUCUCACCGAUUUGCCUCCCAACACCAGAAGCACACUACGACGGCAAACUGGGCACAGUGGCGUCCUGGUUUUCAGCUCCAAUGAUCACAGCUGCGAGUGCGGCUGGAGUGAGUUCCACUACCGUGGCGAAUGUAGUCUCUCCUGUAAAUCCCCAAAGCACUACCAUCAGCGAAAGCCCAAUAUUCCCGAGAUCCACUCCAGUUUAUGCCGCUCACUGUAUUCCUCAUAAAAUCGGACUUCCCAUACACACAGGACAGCACUGCAACGCCUUUGUCGGGAUAAAUGAAGGAUGUAUUGGCGUUGGGGGCGCUGUUAAUAUGCAUCUGUGUCAGAAGGAUUCUGGAUCAGGAAUAUUUUAUCCUUCUCACAAAGGAUACUACGAAUUAGUUGGAAUUCUCUCCAAUAAACAACUUUGCAAUGGGGAAGUCAUUGGUUCAAAAUCAACCACGAAGAAUCUAAUUCAAUCGACACCUCCAGCCGAAGGCGUCUCAGAGAUUCCUAUAGAUGAGCCAGAGGAGCCUGAAGAAAGAUCUGCACGAUUCAUCGAUACCCUGUCAUAUUUGAUGGGAAUUCCCACCUUUGCCAAAAUCACCGACCAUCUCGAGUGGAUUCUAUCUAAUACGAAAGAUGCCUUGUAUUGUCAUAAAAUCUAA